CUUCAUGUAUCGUGUCCUUGUACAUGUGACUGCCAGCUACAAAUGUUUUUAAUAGUGAAAACAAUUUAUCGAUAAAAUUAUAGAUUCAAGAUAAGUAUGUCAUUAAGUGUGGUGUCCUUAGCAGCAGGCUUAAGCUUAAAAAUAGCAAUUCGCCAACCUACACGUACUGUGGUGAAAGCAUAUCUUUGCAACUAUUCAACAAACAAGGUAAUUUCAUCAACUGACCAUGGAACAUGGCCAAGAAAGAAAACGUCGAGGAAAAAGAACCAAAAGCUUAAAUUCAAUGAACAUCUAUCUUGGGAGGAACGAUUGGCGGAUGCUGUGACCCCAUUGUGGAGGCUGAAUUACAAUGAACAAUUGGAACUAAAACAGAGGAAGCAGAAGGAUAUCCUGCUUCAGCUCUCGGACCAGAUUUCAAUGAAAAACUCUUCACAACUGACUUCAGCAUCACAUUCAACAAUAGAUAACAGUAAACUUCGUUUUCCUUUACUUCCUAUAAAGGCAUCACCUGCUAUCGUUGGCUACCGAAACAAAUCCAACUUCUCUGUCAACAGAGGAGUUGAUGGCAACCCAAAGACGGUUGGUUUUUAUGUUGGCACAGGCAAAGCUGGCAAUAUUAUCUGUGUCAAUGGGGAUAACCUUAUUAACAUGCCAGAAAAACACCUGCUGGUGGCCAGAUGCUACCAGGACUUUAUCCGCCUCUCUUCUCUGGAACCCUGCCUCCUCUUCCAUACUGGGGGCCACUGGAGAGAUAUCACAGUAAGAACCAAUACAAAGGGACAUACUAUGGCAAUAGUGUACUUCCAUCCACAGAGCCUGACUCCAGAGGAAAUAGACUUCCACAAAUCGGCUCUAGUGGAGUACUUCAUCCGGGGACCUGGAGUCGUCUGUCAGCUCAUCUCCCUGUAUUUCCAGGAAAGUUCUGUGACUCGCUGUAGUCAUGAGGAAUCUCCCUACCAGGUCCUACAUGGCUGCCCACACAUAUACGAGGAGGUGUUGGGGUUUAAGUUUCGCAUCUCAGCAGAUGCAUUUUUCCAGGUGAACCAGGGAGCUGCAGAGGUGCUCUAUCACACCGUGAGAGAGAUGUGCCUACCAGACAGAGGAAGAAGAGAAAGAGGUGGUAUCCUCCUGGAUUUGUGCUGUGGAACAGGUGCCAUUGGCAUUGCCAUGUCCCCCAGAGUGGACAGAGUCAUUGGCAUUGAGCUCAUUGAACAGGCUGUGGAGGAUGCCAGACACAAUGCAGCCCUCAAUGGGGUGUUCAACUGUGAAUUCCUUCAGGGAAAAGCGGAAGUGGUUCUGCCUCAACUAAUACCCGAGCUGAGCUCUAUAAGUAGGGAGCUGACAGUUGUGGUCAACCCUGCCCGCUCCGGCCUGCACUACCGUGUGGUCCGGGCACUGCGGAACACUCCCUCUGUCCGCAGGCUGGUCUAUAUAUCCUGUAAACCUGAGGGAGAGGCCAUGAGGAACUUCAAGGAGUUGUGCUGCAGUCCAGACCCUCAAAAGAAGCUCAUAGGAGAAGAGUUUUCUCUGAGAGUGGCUGUGCCUGUAGACAUGUUCCCACAAACACCACACUGUGAACUUGUGCUACUGUUUGAAAGAUGAGCUGCUGGGAUCCUGGUGAGAAGUGGACAGAGUGCAAUUAUGAUGAUUUCAUACAAAUGUCCUCAUUACAGCACUUUGGAAUUCUACUGACACUAUCAACACUAGAUGGAGCCAUUUCAAGUGUGUCAAGGCAGUUCUCUAUUACCAAUCAACACGAGUAGCGAUUCAAGUGUUGACACCAAAGUUCAUACAAGCUGGCAGAAAGAAUUUUAAGGAUAAGGAUUUUUUUUCUCCAAAGAAUGGUACAUGAGCAGGAACAAAAAUAAGUACUGAGGUCCAGUUAAAACCACUCACAAAUAAAAAACGAAACUACUCAUCAUAAAUAAAUACAAUAAAUACAGAUAACCAAUAAUACACACACAUAGAUAAAACAAAUUUAACGGCAGGGUAUUUAAUGUGUUUGAGCAGCACUUUUUGUCUUAUUUGCCCCCCCCCACCCCACAAAACUUUUUUUUUUGAUAGCAGCAAAUACAUUUAAAGGUUUGACGCUAAUAUGUAAUCAAUCCGACAUCUGUGGGCCUCGCAAGACUGUUAUAAACACAACCAAUCACUAGGCAAUACCCUGACUAAUGAUUGGACGGGCUACCUGUCUGUCUACCUACCUACCUGCGCACACUCUGCCCCUGCACUCAAUGUGCGUCACUGUAAUUUUGUGGGAGUGGAAUAGAAGGGAGAGGGUGGGAUACAUUGGACCUCAGUACCUGGUAUCGUUCCAGCUCAUGUACCAUGUUUUUGGAAUUACAAUAAAUUGUCCUUAUCGUUGUUAGUGAUGCUAGAUGAACACAUACACACAUGUGGGUAGCCGUGACACCAACACACACACUUGAGUAUCCACACAAUGAAAUUACGUUUUCUGCAUUACCCCCCAUCCUGUUGUCCUUCCUCGAAAGACAGCCAGGAGCAGUGAUCAGUCAUAUCAACUGGUGUCAAAAGGCGACUGAAGUCCAAGUGCUCAUCUUGUGCCUUGGCCAGGGACAUGAGCAAAAGAGGAAUUUGUCCUGUAUGUUUUUAUUGGGGUUCUUUGUGGAAACCCUUGUGAGCACAUACAGACAUAUAUACGUACAUCAUUUGUAUGUUCACCCCACAGGAGUACCAACAGGCUGCAAGUGACCCACAAUCUUCUUGCUCCCAGCCACUAUGAACUGUGAGCUAACGUAUUACAUCAUAACUGCAAAAAGUGAGGGGAGUUUUGUCAGAUAUGAGGAUAGAGGGUAGAUGUCAGAGCUUGCGUUUGACCUGCUGGUACCUUUUUAUAAAGCAGACAGCAUGUCAACAUUGGUGAUGGGGAAAGCGAUGAGGCAGAUAAUGCAUCUUGCCACAUAUUUGGCCUUCCGUACCCUUCUUGCACGACACAUUCUUUGGUCAGGACAUACCCUGAUUGCAUCAGAAUUCAGAUUUUUAUUAGGUAUGACAGAUUAUACAUGCAACAUUUAUAACUGUGGAUUCUUGUUUCUUCUUUUUUAUAUCUGUUGGCCAUCCCUGGGGUACUGGGUCUAAAGUCUCCCAUGUGUUAUGUUCACCAGAACACCUCCCAAAUACCAAAUGUAUCCUUCUUCCAAUGGUCUUGCUGUGUCACAGAAUCCAGUCAUUGAAUACAAAUAUAUAUGUAUAUAUUUUGGAGAUCUAAAUGUUGUGUGUGCUAUAUAUACUUUAGAGCUCUCUAUAACAAUAAAAUGUAUAGAAUCCUACGGUUUUACAUACAACCGAUGUUAGUUAUUUACUGUGCCUUUUGUUAAUCUAAAUUAAACAUUUAUAGUAACCUUUUGUUACUGUGUAUGCAUAUGCAUAACUUUUAUAGAGGGUUGCUAGGGUGUUUUUUAAUUACCCAUCAUAAACUACCCUACAAUUUUUUAUCAUGUUUUCAACUAAAAGAUUAGAUGUAUAUCUGUAUGGAUUACUCAUCAUACAACUAAGGCAAGUCAACAGGUUCCAACCAGUAUAUUAAUGCUACGUUGAGGCUAAAGGUGUUUUUCUACAAACCAAAAAUAAUAUUAGGCGUGAAUUCGGGUAAUCUGGGACAUUGGGUAAUGUGGGACACUUCAACUCCAGAGCGUUUUCUUCCCUGCUAUGAAAAUGUCAAGUCCACAGAACUUUGACUAUAGGUUUGGCAUGGAUGUUAUUGGUGUGGUGUCACAGAAACGGUCAGGGCACUAGUCAAUCGGGAAGCUCCAAUGAGAAAAUGCAUGCAAAAAAUGUCCCAGAUUACCCAAAUUCCCCCUAUACUAUUUAAGAUAGCAUUACUUUAAAUGUAUUUUUAAGAUUACAUUAACAUUUAAAGGUAACAUUACAAAAUGUGAUGCCACCUUUAAACCGUGUGCAGAUGGUUAACUUCAACCUACUGUUGUGUGUAAGCUAAACAUAAUGUUAUGUGUCUACCUGGUACAGUUCCCCAAGUAAAAAUAGAAUCAUUCAAUUUUCUGUUUGGAGUGACCUACUUUUAAGCCCUCGGUUACGUAGGCUACUGCUGGUCACUGAUGUAAGUAACAAAAAUGUAAAGAUGGUUGCACGCCCAUGAAGCAAACCAUCUCUGUUGACAUACCUUAUGUAAUCCCCAAACAAAUACAUGAUCAUGACUAAACAAUGAGUGUUACUGUGAAAAAAAA
Hypomesus transpacificus is the source of this 4205-nucleotide messenger RNA. RefSeq names its product tRNA methyltransferase 2 homolog B (gene trmt2b). Gene Ontology annotation, molecular function: tRNA (uracil(54)-C5)-methyltransferase activity, S-adenosyl methionine-dependent. The record is from RefSeq and is a predicted model, not a curated record. Lineage: Eukaryota; Metazoa; Chordata; Actinopteri; Osmeriformes; Osmeridae. Gene Ontology annotation, biological process: RNA processing. The transcript has 2 exons. Bases 97 to 1602 code for a protein of 501 amino acids.